UCAAUAGCAUAACGCUUUUGUAGGUACUAGCAUAUUUAUUUCAAAAGCAUUUUGUUAAUAACAAUUUACUACCCAAGAUGGACUUUCUGUAAGGCUGGAUAUUUUUGUCUCUACUGAUCAGCUGAUUAUUAAAUGGACAAGUGGAGUACACCCCAUCUGAAGGUGGUUCUGGUUGGAAACUCUGGGGUGGGAAAAUCUUCGAUGAUGACACGGUUUGUGGAUCAUCGGUUCACUAACAUGUACCGUGCUACCAUUGGGGUGGAUUUCCUGACUAAAGAAGUGACUGUGGAAAAAGACAGUGUGAUUCUACAGGUGUGGGACACGGCUGGUUCGGAGCGGUUUCAUUCUUUAGGCUCGACUCUGUAUCGUGGUGCUCACUGCUGCCUCCUCGUGUUUGACCUGAGCUCUGCGGCCUCCUUCAGCGCACUGGAUGGCUGGCGCACAGAGUUCCUGCUGCAGGCCGCCCCUGCUGACCUUACAACCUUUCCCUUUAUUGUGGUGGGCAAUAAGACUGACUUGGGCACCCAAGAGGUUUCCCCUGAACGUGUGCAGCAGUGGUGUGAGAAUUUGGGGGCUAGGUAUUUUGAGUGCAGUGCUAAAGAGGAUAUAGAUGUUGAUAUGGCCUUCAGAAGUGCCGCAAGAGCAGCACUGCAAUAUUUUAAAUGUAGUGUCAUGGAUAAUAGAGAAAACAUCCAAAUUACCAACAGAGAGCCAGAAGAACAAUCAAAUCAGAAUGCAUCAAAAUGUACUUGCUGAAGAAGCGCUGCUGAUGUUAGAUGAAAAACCCUGGAAUGGAUGGCUUUAUGGAUUCACUUUUUAAUGGAUCCCUAGAUGUGUGACCAUCCAACAAAUAUGGACAAGCCUUUUUUGCUUUUGAAACAACAAUUUCUGAAAUGUGUAAUUUACUUUUUUGUUUCUUUUGCCUCUCCUUGUUUUCUUAUACAGCUUUUUCCUUGCAAACUCACCUAGAGCCUGCCCCAUCACAUUACCGGUUUCCAUGAAAGAAAGGAAAAAUUUAUAAUGAAUGGUAACUAGCUUUGUAGUUGUGACAUUUUACCCAGAGUCUAAAUUGCAUAUAAAAUAUUUGCUUUAUCUACUUACAGGAUGACUGACCUAGGCUAAAACAUUAACACAGUAUAAAUAUAACACUACAAAUAAUCUUUGUCAGCUUCCUGAUUAGAAAUUCCCACAAGUAAUCACUCUUACUCUAAACUUAUUGGAGUGUGUACCUUUAUGUUAGAACAACAUAUCUUUCAUUUUUAUAAUUUCAUCUUCAAAGUAUUCUCUGCAUUUAGGUUUUAUGCCAUAUAUAGCAUAGGUCAGCAAGAGAUAUAUAAAAUAUCCCCCAACAAGAAUGGAAGAUUAUUCAAAAAGCAGGAUACAGGCUUUCUGGUGCAUUGUAAAGGUAAAUCUAGAAAUCCAAAGUUUAGGUAGCUUUAAUACUGCUUUAUUUUUUCCUUUAUAUUGUGUCUAGAAGGAGCCAUAGCACAUAAGAAAACAGGAUUAAUUUUAUCUGACAAAAUACAGGUGCAUAAAGGCCUCUGAUGUUUUUAGAUUUUUAGAUGUGAAGCCAUUUUGAAUUAUGGUGAAAAUUCCAUUAUCAUAGGCAAGAAGUUAGUAAUUCAUAGGUUUAAUCAAAAUGGAGAAAAAUGAAGUAACAUAAGAUUACUCUGUUGUAUUGCUACCCAAUACUUUAGCUUGGUUCAAUCAGCCAGCAAGCAAGCAAUUACACCCGUGGGACUUCGAAAUUAGGCAAGGUUGCACAAAUUCAUUAAAUGCUUUAAUUUUUCAUGUAAAUCCAUAAGACAAAUGAGAAUCUAUAUUAAGAUAUUUGACCUCAAUGGAAUGUGAUAAAUUAUUUGAAAAAAGAAAAAUCUGAAUAAAAUAGAACAAUUUUGUGAUUCUCAAACUCCUGCCAAAAUGUUAUAUUUAUGAUCAGGA
Pygocentrus nattereri (red-bellied piranha) is the source of this 1941-nucleotide messenger RNA. RefSeq lists its product as uncharacterized. Gene Ontology annotation, biological process: phagosome-lysosome fusion; endosome to lysosome transport. The transcript has 5 exons. The record is from RefSeq and is a predicted model, not a curated record. Lineage: Eukaryota; Metazoa; Chordata; Actinopteri; Characiformes; Serrasalmidae. Bases 133 to 756 code for a protein of 207 amino acids. Gene Ontology annotation, molecular function: GTPase activity; GTP binding. Gene Ontology annotation, cellular component: lysosome; late endosome; phagocytic vesicle.